Messenger RNA from Suillus subaureus, 1071 nucleotides. RefSeq lists its product as uncharacterized. Lineage: Eukaryota; Fungi; Basidiomycota; Agaricomycetes; Boletales; Suillaceae. The record is from RefSeq and is a predicted model, not a curated record. The transcript has 6 exons. The coding region runs from base 1 to 1071 and encodes 356 amino acids.
AUGCCCUGCACAAGCAGCACUGGUAGUUCAGUCGCAUCAGGGAGUACUGGGUCUUUCAAGAGUCUAAGUGUUUCACCCCAGUUGCCUCUCACAUCUGAGGCACCUAAUAGCUCUCCCCUUUUGAAGAGCAGCUUAAGAGCUAGUGUUUCAUUGCCUCCCACAACUGAGGCGCCUAGUAGCUCUCCCAUUUUGAAGGGUCACUCUUUCAGUGUAAGAGCUAGUUCUCCAGUGACCCCAAACAAGCAUAAUAGUGUUUCACUGCCUCCCACAUCUGAGGUGCUUGAUAGCUCUCCCAUUGUGAAGAGUCAUGCCUCCUGCUUGAGGACUGGUUUCCCAGUGACCCCAGUCAAGACUAGAGUAUCCACUGUUGGAUCACUGGCUCCCAUGCACGAGGUGCCAGCUAGCUCUCCCAUCCCAGGGAGUAGUUGCCCAAUACCAAGUAGCUCCCCCAUCCUGAGGGGUAGAUCUCCCACUGUGAAUGUUCUACCCCUCUUGCCCACCAUGUCGGAUGAGGGUAGCACUACAGUAGCUCACACAUAUAGCCCUCACAAGAGGCCACACCAGUACAGCUUGCUGCUGGCUGCCGAUGGACUCACGGACCACGAGAAUUUUCCCAUGAAGAAACCUAGGCUGUUGCUCACAACCAUAUGUUACCCUCACCUGAAUAUGUGCAUGCUUGAGCUCUCUUGUAUCAGCCAUCAGACCUUUGCCACCAAGAUGGAAUAUCAGCGCCUACACGCUGAAGAACUAGAACUAAUCGUGUCUCUGAUGAAAGAUGAAAUGGAGGAGUCCCAGGUGCAUGUGGCAAGGGCUGAUUUGCAGAUAGGCUUGCUCUGGAACAGCCUGCAUGAUGCGGGUGUGGCUGUGAUAUGGAAUAAAGGGAGAAAAGAUGCCAAGAAGGAGAUUGGAUAUAGCAGGAUGUUCCCUCAUUGUGGAGACCAUGAAGUUGAUGACAAUGGUGACUCAUGGGAUUCUUCAGUUUCUUCUGGAUGUAAUGGCAGUGUCGAUGAUAAGUUGCAGGCAAGUGGGGAGUCAUAUUACUCACAGGCAGCUCCACUAUUAAAUCCCUGA